Messenger RNA from Phlebotomus papatasi, 2011 nucleotides. RefSeq names its product gastrula zinc finger protein XlCGF57.1-like. NCBI's taxonomy places the organism in Eukaryota, Metazoa, Arthropoda, Insecta, Diptera, Psychodidae. Gene Ontology annotation, cellular component: nucleus. Gene Ontology annotation, biological process: regulation of transcription by RNA polymerase II. Gene Ontology annotation, molecular function: DNA-binding transcription activator activity, RNA polymerase II-specific; RNA polymerase II cis-regulatory region sequence-specific DNA binding; zinc ion binding. The coding region runs from base 219 to 1784 and encodes 521 amino acids. The transcript has a single exon. The record is from RefSeq and is a predicted model, not a curated record.
AAAAAUAACCUGAAAGUGAAUACGAGCGCUGUGAACACAACAACAGAAGUUUGCUAAUAACAAUAUUUAAUAUUCGUAAAUGUAUAUUAAAUAUUAAGCCUUCGCGGCUGCUAUACAAUAAAAAUUUAUUCAUUCAUUCAUAAUCCCAAAUAUAGAUAGGUGUUCGAUUUCCAGAGUUACAAAAUCCUUUCCCAGGAAGUCAUAAAGUUAAAAUUCAGAUGGAUUGCUUAAAUAUAGCAGAUAAUUGCAGAGCGUGUCAAAAUAAGACACAGGAAGAGUCUCAGAUAUUUAUUUUCGUCACAAUACAGCUCCCGGAUAUCUACAAGGAAACCACAUCACUGGACAUUCAUGAGAACGAUGAUUUACCCAAAGUCUUAUGCAGCAAUUGCUACAGUCGCCUCCUAGAGGCUUACAACUUCCGCAAAAUGUGUUCUGCUACGGCUGUGCACUUUCAAAAGAUCCUGUCAAUGGAUGUUCCCGAGACGAAAUACACACCACCUGAACAUUUAAACAAUUUGAUAGAUAUAAAGACAGAACCAGCCAUUUCGGAUGCAACUAAUUCUUCUAUGAAGAAUUUACACUACUCUCCGGACAGAGAUGAUUCUCUUAGUGGCAUUUCCGAUAAGCUGUCCAUUGAUGAUAAACCUCUUAUACCUAAAACAGAGCCUGAUGAUGAUGCUCCCCUAAUCUUCAGAGAGUUCAUAAAUACAAAACAAGAUGAAUAUCAUGGAUCUCAAAAGGGGAUUGAACGUGUAGGACGAAAUCCGGGAAACCUGGUGUGCAGUCUAUGUAAUUCACAUUUCCGUCGAAAAUCGCGCUUGGAAAUGCACAUGAGAGAGAAGCAUCUGGGAUUGAAACCUUGUGAAUGCAAAAUUUGUGGGAAACAACUCACUCGCUGUGGAUUUAAGCAUCAUAUGCAGAUCAAGCAUGGUGAAAGAAAAGAAUUUCCAUGCUCAGAGUGUGAAAACCAAUAUAAAACAAAAAUAGGCUUACAACUUCAUAUGGAGAAAUUACAUGAUCCAGAGAAUCCUAGGCUUCCCAAAAACAAAGUUUGGAUAUGUGAGAUCUGUGGGAAUGAAUUUAAGACAUUCUCCUCUCUUAAGAGCCAUCGCAGUAAAGAUAAAGAUGCUACACAAUGUGCCGGAAUGCAAUCUUGCUCACGGCUACCUUUGAAAAAUGAUAAGAACACGUGUGCAAUUUGUGGGAUCGAAAAUAAUACACCCGAUGAUUUGAAAAUUCAUUUAGAUAUUCACACGAGAGUAACCAUGUGGCAUUGCGAACAUUGCCCCUAUAAAGCUCGUAAACAGCAGAGUUUGAAGGAGCACUUGAAGGUUGUUCAUCAGGGAGUUAAGGAUUUCCAUUGUCCCAAGUGUAGUCGAUCAUUCACAAGGGCAGAUCAUCUGAAACUUCACAUACUGCGCCAUGAAGGUAUCAAGAAAUUUAAAUGUGCAGUCUGUGGACUCAAGAAGGUAUCAAUAGGUGAAUUAAAUACCCACAUGAAUACGCAUACAAAGGAGAAAAUGUGGUCCUGUGAAUAUUGUUCCUACAAAUCCCCAAUACCCAGAAAUGUGUCACGUCACGUGAAGGUGGUUCACGAUGGAAAGAAGGACUUCCAUUGCCCUCAUUGUGAGAGAUCCUUUGGAAAGGCUGAGAGCCUGAGGAAUCAUGUGAUGACUCACACUGGAGAGAAACCACAUGCAUGCACCGAAUGUGGGAAGAGAUUUAUCAAACGAUCAGGCCUAAAGACUCACAUGAAGAAUUAUCACAAGGAUCACAAGUCCUAACUUUAAGUUCAACCCUAAAUUAUUUUAAUCGAAUAUAGAGACUUUAUGAGAAUUUUGAAAAAAUAUAAAUUCUAUCGGUAUUUAUGUCUCAACGAAUUGGUUGAAAGAUAUUCUUUGAGGUCUUCAAGAUGCUUGUUAUUGUGAACUUGAUCACCUUUUAUGGCAAUUUAAAAAAAGUAUUAGCAAUAAAUUACAAAAAUACAUAUUACUCAUUUUUAAUGGAACAA